This is a messenger RNA of Aspergillus neoniger CBS 115656, 1074 nucleotides long. Its product is annotated as hscarg dehydrogenase. The transcript has a single exon. Bases 157 to 1074 code for a protein of 305 amino acids. The record is from RefSeq and is a predicted model, not a curated record. Lineage: Eukaryota; Fungi; Ascomycota; Eurotiomycetes; Eurotiales; Aspergillaceae.
CCGGCCUCCAUACAAUCUCCGACCGGAUGUAUAUACAAAGUCUGAGUAUACUAUGUAUACUUAAUACAGCAGCUUCACCACUACCACAACCGUAACUCAACAACCAACCAAUCAAUACACACUUACAUCAUAAAAUCUCAACCACCUAACCACACAAUGUCCCCCCAAAUCCUCACCAUCCUCCCCGCCACCAGCCAACAAGGCCUCUCCAUUAUCUCCGCUAUAACCAACCACCCAACCCUGCGAACCGAAUACACUCUCCGCGCCCUAGUCCGCAACCCAUCCUCUCCAACAGCCCAAUCCCUCACCAAGCAAAGCAUCGAAGUCCUCCCCACGGACCUCAACAACCCAGCCACCCUCACCCCAGCCCUAACCAACACGCACACCCUAAUCCUAAUAACCCUAACGGACUACUCAGUCCCAGACCUCAAAUACCAAGAACUCACACAAGUACAAAACGUCAUUUCCGCAUGUCCCAGCACCAUCAAACACAUCAUCUUCAGCAGUGCCGUGCCCGCCCACCCUCACGGGCGGGAAGUAGACGUCUUCGACUCGAAGUUCGCUGCUGAGGAGGCACUACGCACACUCUCCUCAUCCCACGGCAUCAAAGUAUCAGUGUUCUAUCCGGGCAUGUUCAUGCAGAAUUUCGAGACGUUCAUGAGGCCUCUUCCUGAUCCGGAGGAAAAGGCGGACUUGGUUGUGUAUAAUGUUAUGGAUGGGGGGAAGAAGAUCCCGCUGAUUGAUGCGGUGAGGGAUUUGGGGAAGUUUGUGGUUCCGAUUCUGACGGGGGAGACUGAGAGGGUUUAUGCGGCUAAUGGGGUUUGGUCGUUUGAGGAGGUGGUGGAGAUUAUGGGUAGGGUGAUGGGCAAGGAGGUUCGGUAUGUCAGGAUGGAGGAGGAGGUGUAUGCCGGGUUCAUGCCGGGGCAGAAGGGGUGGCAGGUCGUGGAUAUGUUGAGGUUUUAUGAAGAGGUUGGGUAUUAUGGGGGGUAUGAGGAGGGGAAGGUGAAGGAGACGUUGGGGUUGGUGGAGGGGGUUAGGGGGUUUGAGCAGUUUGUGGGGGAGAAGUUGGUUUAG